AUGGCCUCCCACGCAGCGGCAGCCGCCGCCGCCGCCGCCUCCACCCGGGCGAACACCCUCUCCCGCAUUUUCGCUUCCUCCUCACCUACACCACCACCCAAUCCCAGUCCCAAGAUCAAGCGCGCGCUGACCCAGAAACCGCCCGCCGCCGACGCUCACUCAAUCGCAGCCAAGAAGCCCCCGAAGCACCUCGGCGCACAGCCGGCCGCCGACGCUCCUGGAUCCGACAAGCUUCCGAAGUCUUAUCGGACGAUCUGCAAGGACCUCUUCCGGCAGCGCGACCCCGACAAGCUGGUCUCCGAGUUCGUCCAAGCGUCGGCCGCAUCGUCGCGCUUCCGCGGCAAGCACCACCUGUACAAGGCAGCCGUGAGCCGGCUCGCCUCCUCCGGCCGCCAAGAUGGCAUCCAGGCCAUCCUCGACGCGCAGAAGCGCUUCCUCGAGGCCUCCACCGAGGCGUUCGCCGCGCGUCUCAUCCGCCUCUACGGCCGCGCCUCCAUGCCGUCCCACGCCGUCGCGGCCUUCCAUGAACUCCCCGCGAAGCACAAGUCCACCGGGACAUUCAACGCCGUCCUCGCCGCGUGCGACGAAGGUGGAGACUUUGACGCCGUCGCCGCUGCAUUCCAGGAGAUCCCAGCCUCCCACCCCUCGGUUGCCCCCAACGCAUACUCUUACAACGUACUCAUCCGCGCGCUGUGCAAGAAGCCCGACCUUGCUGCUGCUCUUGAAGCUGUCUCCCUCAUGGAGAAGCAUGGUGUUUCGCCUGACACUAUUUGUUUCAGCACGCUUUUGAAUGGCUUUUACAAGCAUGGCCGCAUGGAUGACGCGGAGACGGUGUGGGAUAUGAUGAAGGAGAGGAAUUUGGAGCCAGACGCCAAGUGCUACAAUGCCAAGCUGCGGGGUUUGGUUGCGGCAGGGAGGAUUGAGGAUGCAGCUGCUGUGGUUGAGAGGUUGGAGAAGGAUGGGCCCAAGCCUGAUACGGUGUCUUACAACGAGCUGAUUCGAGGAUACUGCAAAGCAGGGAGAUUACAGGAUGCCAAGAAGCUGUACGAUGAUUUGAUAAAAAAUGAGUGUGCCCCAAAUAAGGGGACAUAUGGAACUCUCCUACCACUCCUUCUGCAGGCGGGAGAGCUGGAUUGUGCACUGAGGUACUGCCAUGAUCUCUUAAGUAGUAAAAGGACCAAUGGAGUGGAGUGUGGUCUCCUGCAGGAUGUAGUGAAUGCAUUGAUAGAGGCGUCGAGGGUGGAGGAGGCUACCAAGCUGGUCGAGCUUGGGAAGAAGAAGUACUACCUCCGAAAGGGUUUGAGGAUGCCACAUACUGCACAAGACAACGAAGUAAUAGCUGAAACUGAUGAGGAAGAAUCAAUAUCAGAAGAAAAGGUGCUUUAAGUGCAAAACGAAACUGAAAAAUAACAUUAUUUGACGAGGAUGUUCCUUCAUCGGCCGAGCAGUGCUGAGGUGCUGUCCACUUGUUCAUGUCAAAUUUAGUAUUUUUGGUGGCAGAUGGUUACUUUCUCUGUGUUGUUCAGGUAGAUCGUCAUCAUUUAUCAGACAUUUAUUUGGGCAGUGGCACUUGUCUAUCCAUCUGAGCAAUGGAAAUGUUUCCUCAGUUUCUCUGAUACCUAAUGAGGUGUGUCUUCCAGUAUUUGUCCAGAUAUUAUGGAGUGCAGGUUAUUUUCAUGUUUCAUUUUGUCAUCCGGCUUAUCAUUCGUGUAAGAUCAUUGUGAACCACGAGAAUAUAUCAGCCAUCCUGUUGUUCAUGCCUUCUCAGUUUUCCUGAUCUUGAUGUGCAAAGCUUACUGCUUACUGAAACAUCUCUUGCAACUAUGAGACAUACUCCUAUCAAACAUUUGUCCUUAAGACCAUUCGGAGGUAAGUUUUCUGACCUACAAUGUCCAAAGUUUGUGAUUUAACAGUUUCCCAACCUCUGGUAGUUAAUCAGAAGAAAAGGUGCUUUAAGUGCAAGACGAGACUGAAAAAUAACAUUAUUUGACGAGGAUGUCCCUUCAUUGGCUAGGCUUUGAUCUGUCACACUAGAUCUCACCAUGACCUGUUUUACCCAAUUUCUCGUCUUGUUUUAAUAGAAAAAGUGCAAGUUAAUAUAGUGCUUACACUGGUUAAAUAAGACAUUGCUUUAUCUUGCCCUGUGCUGUAAUACCUACCGCAAGUCUUUCUAGCCUCUGCUGAUUUUUCUUCGUUACAUUAAAAUUAAAUAUAUAAAUCUAAUAUGUUGUGCUCAUAAAAAUUCUUCAAAUGUUGUGUACUUUAUU
Molecule: messenger RNA, 2267 nt
Organism: Lolium rigidum
Lineage: Eukaryota; Viridiplantae; Streptophyta; Magnoliopsida; Poales; Poaceae
Product: pentatricopeptide repeat-containing protein At3g13160, mitochondrial-like
Exons: 1
Coding region: 1-1386 (461 amino acids)
Cellular component (GO): chloroplast
Molecular function (GO): protein binding
Source: RefSeq, a predicted model, not a curated record